Messenger RNA from Nomia melanderi (Alkali bee), 2091 nucleotides. RefSeq lists its product as uncharacterized. The record is from RefSeq and is a predicted model, not a curated record. Lineage: Eukaryota; Metazoa; Arthropoda; Insecta; Hymenoptera; Halictidae.
UAGAUUACAGCACAUAUAUACCCAUUAACACGCGUGCGCGCGACGUUGAUUAAUCAUAUUAAUGUGUUUGAAUUUCUGACAGUUUAAAAUAAUGAAAAAUUACGAUUAAUGUACCGAAUCUGAUCAUUCAGAUGAGAGUACCAGGUCGCCAGCACUUGACCGUAAAAGGUAUUCAGAAUUAGAUUCCCUUUUCUUCUAUUAUUGAUACAAUAUAGAAAUUAGAAUUAUGGAAAAGUCUACAAAUCACUUUGCAUGGGCUCAUAAACUGGGAUGUCCACCAUCAAUAUGCAACGAUUCUGUGAAAAAAGUAUUAUGCGCAGGUAUGGGUGCAUUUUUAUGGGAAGAAUUAGGUAAUGUAAUAUUUACUGCUGAUGAAGUAAAAACAGUAAGGAAAAAUGUAUUAUUAUACCAAUUAAGAACAGAAACACCUAACAAAAUUGUGCAAUGUAUGCAAAACAUGCAACAGCUGAAAUCAGCCAGAAAAGAUAUGAAAAAUCGAAUAUCUAAAUUAGAAAAGGAUUAUGAACAAGUAGAUUUUGCACUUAGACAAAAAGUACAAAAAUUACAAGAUAUAAAAUCCAUGCGUUCACAAAUGAAGGUAAAGAAAAAUUUGCUUAAUAUGAAAUAUGAUCAAACUGCUACACAGGUUCAAGACUGCAAGAAGAUGAGAGUAAUUUGUCAACGUUUAAUGCCAGGUACUAGCAAAGAGUUAGAUACUAAAUUGUUAAUAGAAACAUCAAAUACAUUGAUAAAUCUUCGGGCUGGAGCAAAUAAAAGAGAAGUAUUGGAUGCAAUAAAAAGUAAUCUUAAUAAUAUUGAAGUACCUACGUUAUGGCGUCAUUUGUAUCAAAAUUUAACUCAACAUUUGGACACAUUACUCAAAACAUUAAUCAAAUCAGAAACUGCGAAACCUUUGAACACACAUAUAAAAGAUAUUAAUCUUGAUAUUGCCAAAAUAUAUGGUGAACAGAUUUCCAUGGUUGCAAAGAAAUUGUGGUAUCAGGCAAAAACAAGGAACCACCAGGAAAGUAUUCUUGAAUUUACAGAGAAAAUUGAGAAAGCUACAAACGAUUCUGAAGAUGUCAUCACAUGGUUGGCACUAAUAUUAGAAAUCUGUAAAUUAGAAACUGAAGAAAAAUAUUUAGUAAAGGAAAUUAGCGAGAUUCGAGAAGAUUUAAAUGAAAAUGCUACAUUUGCAUUUAAUUUAGCUGAACUGACUUCAGAAAUACAAAAUAUUGAUAAGGAAAUAGUAAAAUAUACAGAAUGUAUACAGCAAUCAUUUAUUCAUUUUAAGUCAUUACCAACACAUAUUAUGAAAACAAAGGAUGAAAUAAAUUUAGUAUUACAACAAAUAUUAGAACUUCGAAACAGUGCUUAUGAUUCUGCAUGGUUGAAAAAUUCUUCUGGGACCGAAUUAAAUACAUUCUAUAACACUUUAGAUCUCAAUGCUUUGAGAAAAGUUACAUUGAAAGGCGAUAUUGGAACUUAUAGGCAUAAAAAAAGAUGUUUUGCUGAAGCUUCUGUCUCAGUUACCAAUUCUCAUACUUCAAAUAUUGUUUGCUAUUUUCCAAUGAUUCAAACACCUAUAUAUUCUCUACUAGAAUGUUACAAAAAUUUAACUUUAACGUUUGUUUACAAAAGAUUUAAUCCUUCAGAAGUUAAAGAAAGUUUAGAUGUAUUGCCAGUGCCUGUAUUACAGCAUAAAGGAAAUAAUGCUAAUGUAAUUGAAAUAUUAAAUUUAUCAAAAACUGCAAAUACAAAAACGAAAAGUGAAAUUGACAAAUUUAAUAAAUUACUACAUGAUUGGGUACAUCGUACUGUUGAAAAAGCAAUGGAUAUUACUGAUAAUACUGUGGAUAAUGCAACUUUUUCAGAAUGGGUUGAACGUUAUAAUUUACUGUUAUAUAUAUUUCAGAAAUCUAAAUAAUAUUUUGUAUAUUUUUUUAUCUUAUUAUAUUAUAUAUUUCUUACAACAUAAAGUUUUAUAAUAAUUUUGAACUGUUAUUGAGUAUCAAAUUUUCCUUGGCUGAUCAUAUGGUUACGAGAUAUAAAAACUAAUCAUUUCGCAAUGAACCAAACUAUAAUACUUUA